AUGCCCGAAGGAAGAGACCCCAUCCCCCCGCUUCAGACCUGGAUGGAGGACCAUAUCAUGUUCCCCUAUCAGGCUGGCGUGAAGACCCCCUUGUGGAAGAAGGAGCUGGAGCAGCCCGGGACCAGGGAGGCGGAGGCGGAGGCGGAGGCCGCGGAGGAGGGGUCGGAGGAGGACGAGGAGGAGGAGGACGAGGAGAGGCCGCCGGAGGAGCGCGCGGCCGAGGGCGACGCGGAGGGCGGGGAGGCGGAGGGCGGCGAGGGCCGGGAGCGGGGCUCCGUGUCUUACUAUCCGCUGCGCCAGGAGUCCAGCACCCAGCAGGUGGCGCUGCUGCGGCGCGCGGACAGCGGCUUCUGGGGCUGGUUCAGCUCCUUCGCACUGCUCGGCGGCCUGGCCGCUCCAGCCAACAGGAAGCGGAUCCCCCCGGAGGAGCCAUGCGUGCUGGAGACGCGGCGGCGGCGGCUGCGCGGCGGGGGCUGCGCGCGCUGCGAGAUCCUUUUCUGCAAGAAGUGCGGGAACCUGCACAGCUCGCCGAACUACGUGGCGCACUGCGUUCUGGAGCACCCGGAUCUGCGGGAGGCGCGGGCUUCUGGAGGCGCAGGGGCUGCCGUGGGCCUUUGAGCGCCCCCCAAUCCCCGGCCUCUGUGGCCCUCCAUCCUCGCCUGACUCCAAACUCCCCGCCACCCUCUCCUCUCCCCAGACGCGGAGCGCUCUCCAGCACGUGCCUGAGAGCCGCCUUCCCGGAGCGCCCCCCUCCGAGCAGCCCAGCAGGCCCACCGCUGAUGACUGGC
Molecule: messenger RNA, 788 nt
Organism: Balaenoptera ricei (Rice's whale)
Lineage: Eukaryota; Metazoa; Chordata; Mammalia; Artiodactyla; Balaenopteridae
Gene: PGBDF
Product: chromosome 20 C17orf50 homolog
Exons: 3
Coding region: 1-618 (205 amino acids)
Source: RefSeq, a predicted model, not a curated record